AUGGCGGGCUCCCAGCUGCCGCAGCCGCUUCUGCGGCUCUGGUGCUGCUUGCUGGCUCUGGCGCUGCUGCUGAAAUCUGGUGGGUGUUCCGGAACUACCAGUGUCACCUCUACAGGUGUUGCAGUCUCAGAGAUGGAGGACUUGGCUUCCAGUCCUCUGACUUCUCCCUCCAGCCACCCCUCCCCUACUUCAGUGGAAAACCUCAACAGCCAAGAGAGCACAGAGAGAGGCUCCAUCCCCCACCCUAGCACCCCUAGUUCAGAGGCAGAUUCCAUAACCCCCUCAAAUUCAGAGGCAACCUCCACCAUGCAGCCCACCUCCUCACAAGCAGAGACAGUCACCCACUCCAGCUCUGGCUCUCCCAGUUCAGAGCACACCCUCACCUCCCACUCUAGUCCCCUGAGUUCCAUCUCCUUGACCACCCUGCAUCGGAGCCCCACUCACCCCAAUCCCAGCACGGUGCCUUCCUCCGUGUCCUCGGCCACCACUGACGGGACAUCCGUGGCCUCUGACCUUGGUGACACUGGGGCCCCCGAGUUGCACAGGAACCCAGGGGUGGUGGUGGCCGUGUGUCUGCUGGUGUCUGUUUUGCUCAUCGGAUGUGUGAUAAUGGCCGUGAGGUACUGCCACACAGGCGUGUCUGAGUUCCAGAAGCUGGAUGAGGGGCUUGUGAGCCAAAGGUCAUCCUCUGCCUAUCACACACUGGAGUGAUCCUCAAGAGGCUGGGAUGGGGG
Molecule: messenger RNA, 734 nt
Organism: Balaenoptera acutorostrata (minke whale)
Lineage: Eukaryota; Metazoa; Chordata; Mammalia; Artiodactyla; Balaenopteridae
Gene: CIST1
Product: colon, intestine and stomach enriched 1
Exons: 4
Coding region: 1-711 (236 amino acids)
Source: RefSeq, a predicted model, not a curated record